Molecule: messenger RNA, 1422 nt
Organism: Dracunculus medinensis (Guinea worm)
Lineage: Eukaryota; Metazoa; Nematoda; Chromadorea; Rhabditida; Dracunculidae
Source: the annotation of a GenBank genome assembly
UAUUUUAGAGCUAAUGGAGUACGAAGACCUCGUUUAAUAAUAUACGGUUAUACAAUAUUGGGCCGUGGAUUACCAAUUUUUAAUAAUCCAACCGAGCAUUCUGGUGAUCCAAACGAUUACAAGGGCUUUAAUCCAAAUAGAUUGCAAAGUGUUACAGCGGAUGAUGAUAUCUCGCAUUAUUCAAGUGUUUUUUACCAAAUAUUCUUAUAUGCGUAUUUCUUCAUCAGAAGCAUGGUUGUUCUAAGCCACUUUCCUAGUAUAGAAGUGAAGUACCAUAAUGAUCAUUGGAAUUAUGUAUAUAUAUAUAUAUUUCUUCAUUUUUUUAUUUUUAGAUGGCGUAUUUGUGGUGUCGUAAGUGUAAAAGAAGAUUUAAGAGAGUUAAAAACAGCUCGUGGCGAUAUGAGAGUAUUCAAUUUUGAAAUAACUGAUAAGGACGGAGGUUGUAUACGUGUUGCAGCCUUUAAUGAAAUUGCUGAUAAAUAUUAUUCAAUCAUUCAGAAAGGAGUGAUGUAUUAUGUAGUUGGCGGUACAAUAAAGCAAGCGAAUAAGCGCUUCAAUACAACGGGACAUGAUUAUGAAAUUUCUUUGCGAUCUGAUUCGGAGCAAAAAAUCGUGCAACCAAAACUUGUAUUAAAUGGAGUUUCGCUUGCAAAAAUUGCUUCAUUUGUUAAUGAAUGUGUAGAUGUUAUUGGUAUAAUAGAAAGUGUUGCUGAUAUUCAACAAGUCACUUCUCGAAGUACUGGUCAGAUCUUAGAAAAAAGAGAUUUGAUGUUAAUUGACCAGUCAGGGACCACUGUAGCACUGACAUUUUGGGGUGAGCAAGCUCGAAAAUAUGAUAAACAUUUUGAGCACCAAACAGUUGGAAUCAAAGGCGCUUUGGUUCGAGAAUAUAAUGGUCAGUUUUUUAUUUCUUUAUCAACUCUAAGUUCAAGUCGGAUUGAAUUCAAUCCUGAUUGUCGAGAAACAUCUAUGUUAUACAGUUGGUACAAAAAUAUGAGGCCAUCGAUCAAAACUAAUACAAUUGAAUUGGGUAAAAAUGAUGAGAAAGGAGCUUAUUUUAAUGUCACCGCAAUUAUUUCUACUGUGAAAGCAGAUGGUGCCUUAUAUAAGAGCUGUGGAAAUGGAGGUUGUAAAAAAAAGGUUAUCGCAAUGGAAAACCAGUAUCGAUGUGAAAAAUGUAACAUAUUGUUGGACACAUAUAAAUAUAUGGAGAUAUCUGACUUUUCUGGCACCCAUUAUGUAACGGUGUUCGAGGAUAAAGCAGCAAAGUUAUUAAAAAUUAGCGCUGAAGAACUCGGUGUUUUGUUGGAUAACGAUCAAGAAUAUAAUAAAAUAUUCAAUGCGAUAUUAUUUCGCCAGUAUAAUUUUCGAAUACGUGCAAAGAGUGAAUUUUAUAAUGUAAGUUUGGAGCAAAUUAGUUGA